Molecule: messenger RNA, 4860 nt
Organism: Penicillium samsonianum
Lineage: Eukaryota; Fungi; Ascomycota; Eurotiomycetes; Eurotiales; Aspergillaceae
Product: transferase family protein
Exons: 6
Coding region: 1-4860 (1619 amino acids)
Source: RefSeq, a predicted model, not a curated record
AUGGUGUCGCUGGACACUCAUCCUCCUAAAUCCACUCAGUGGCCGAUUUCGUCGACUGUUGAACCCGAUGACAGCCCUUUCGCCAGUUCCUUGCAUUCAGCUGGCCAUGUGAGGGAGAUCUCGCGGCUCAUCUUGGAUAUCUUUCUGGCGUAUGCUCUCAAUAAGUUCAAGUAUUCAGAAGACCGUCUCGAGGACUACGGAGAUGGCUUUCUUUCUAUCAUCGGCCGAUUUGUCUCCAAAGGUACCCGUGUGCAAGCUUGUCUCCCUGCUUUCCCCUUCAAGUCGGCGAACAAAGUGUACAAGGUGCUCGGCAGCUUGCCAGACAAGGCAGAGGAGCUGGCUCUAGAGCGAUUGAAUACCAUGUGCAAGCGUGUUCAGGAUGUCUACGCUCCGGGUGCUCAUAUUGUCAUUAUUUCGGAUGGCAUUACCUACAAUGACUUGUUGUGUAUCUCUGACCUGGAAACCUGGAAGUAUGGCGAAGCCUUACGUGAGAUGGUUGUCAAGAACGGUUUCGACAACAUUUCCUUCUCAAGGAUUCGAGACCUUCUAGAGUUUCCUCUACCGGAAAGAAUGAGCGAGAUCAUCUAUGUGGCCAACUGUACCAACUUCCGUCGCUUGCUUUUGAACAAAUACGGCAAUACGGACCUCAACAUUGACCAUGAAAUUACCACAAAUCCAGAUACUAAGUUGACAUAUCUGGGAUAUAAGCGAUUCCUGGAGUCUGAUCUUCAGUACAUUUUUCCUCGAGGGAAGAAUCGCUCAGCCCAUAGUUACAAACGAGAUUGCAAGUAUCUGGCCAAGCAGAUGCUCACAAGAGGAUACGCGUUUGCAGGGGCAAUCAAGGACGCCUUCCCCAACCAUCUGCGACUUUCAAUCCACGAAUCCAUUUGCGGUACCAAGCUACCCAUUAGCUUGCUAAACACCAAGACGGGAUUCACUACCCCAUGGCACUGCUGUGUUGCUCAAUUAGCAGACGGAGUGUGGGUUAGUGCUCCUGUGGGUGAGUUCAGCCAGGAUAGCCGCCUUGAACUUGUCCAUGUCGAUGGAAAUCGCAGUCACUACCAAGAAAAACUACUUCAUAGCGACCAUAUCGCUAUUAGCGAGACAACGGCGAGUUACCUUCAGCCGUCCAAGUCCAUCGAUUUCAAUGCAUAUAUCAAUGGUGCAUUGAAGAAUCCAUCAUCACUUUCAUCUUCCUCUAGCGAAGUUUCCCUCCCUUCGUCUGAGGGCAAAUCACCAGGCAGCAUGUUCACCACACCAGAUGUUCAAUCAGUGCCAAAAUUCUCGUCUACACAAUCUGGCCCAUGUAUCACGUUCACUAAAGAGUCUGACCUUGCAUCACUACCGCAAGAGACUCAAACCACAGUGUCAACGCCAUACGGUAGAAGGCUCAUCCCUCAGAUAAUGGAUAGCCUUGCUGCCAGCGAUCCCGAGCGGACCGUCUUCUCCCUUGCAUCCCUCUCGAACGGGUUCCUUGAGCUGAACCCUAUUUCUGCUCGACAAUUUACCAGAGCAGUUGACAAGACUGCCUGGUGGCUUCGUGAUCAGGUUGGCACCCCCGAAACAGUUCAACCUGUGGGUUAUAUUGGACCGCACGAUCUACGACAUGUUCUGUUGACAUAUGCAUGCGUCAAGGCGGGCUACGCGGCUUUGUUCUUGUCGCCCAAAAACAACACGGACGGAGUUCUGGCAGUACUUACGGCAACAAACUGCAAUAUCUGGGUCAAUGCAGUCGAGGCUUCUCCCGUCCCUUUAGUCAAAGACGUCCUUCAGAAACGACCUAUGACGUGUUUGCACCUUCCCAUGCUCCAGGAGCUUCUUGAUACCGAGUCCACUGAAGCAUUCCCGUACACCAAGAGUUUCGAAGAGGCCAUAGACGAUCCAUUUUGCUUCUUGCAUACGUCUGGAAGUACUGGGUUGCCCAAGCCCAUUCCCUGGUCCAAUGGACUGAUUGGCACUAUGGAUGCAGUACGACUACUCCCGCCCGUGGGUGAAAAUGCCGAUUUGGCUCCUUGGACUUCAGGCUGGGAUGAGGGGGACAAGAUAUACUCAUCAUUUCCAAUGAGCCACGGUGCUGGAAUUAUUAUGGAUAUUUUGAUGCCUGCAUUUUUCAAUCUUCACUGUGUCUUAGGACCAGUUGGUGUUUUGCCAAAUCUUAAUCUUGUGGAGAGAUUAGCUGUGGACGCUAAAAUUGACAUAUGGAGUAUGGUCCCAUCUCUUGUUGAUGAACUGGGUGAAACCCCCGGGAUUUUGGCAAAGCUCCAGUCGAGCAAAUUCAUCUGUGCAUCUGGAGGCCCUGUUAGUCUUGUCAGUGCUGGCAAGGUCAAUGAGGUGGUCAGGGUGCUCAACUUGACUGGUACGACAGAAGGUCUCUUCAUUGGGAAUCUGAAGACAGAGCAAGAAGACUGGUUCUGGUUCUGCUUCCAUCCAUACUCUGGGUUCGAGUUCAAAGAGCUGGAAGCGGAUACAUAUGAGCACUGGGUGCAUCGCAAUGAACAUUGGCCACUCUUCCAGGGUAUCUUCCACACAUUUCCAGAUGAAGACUCGAUCAACUUCAAGGACCUAUACAUGAAGCACCCUACCAAGCCCAAUCUGUGGGCUUUCAAGGGAAGAAGCGACGAUCUUGUCGUCUUGUCAAAUGGGUACAAGAUAUCUCCGCUUGAGACAGAGGCAUUUGUCACUACUCACCCUGCCAUCUGUGGAUGCCUUAUUUUUGGAACUGGAAAGCCUCAAGCGGCCCUACUGAUUGAGCUCAAGAACCCAUCUAAUAUAACGGCUGAUCUCAUUGACAGUAUUUGGCAAACGAUUCAGACGGCCAAUUCCAUGUCUAGACACAAAAACCAGUUACUGAAGGACUUUGUCACUUUCGCACAACCAGACAAACCCUUCUUACGAACAGACAAGGGAACAGUGAAAAGAUCAGCCACAUUGGCGUUAUAUUCCGAGUACAUCGAGCGUUUCUACAGUUCACGCAGUGAUGAUUCCGAUAAUGCUAUCAAUCUGGAUCUGAGCUCAACCAGUUCGACCGAGGACGCUAUCCGUACAAUCGUCAGCUCUUUGCUUUCCGAAGCCCAGGACAUUCUGCCUGACGCAGAUUUGUUUGUACUUGGGCUUGACUCUCUAGGUGUCUUUGCCGCUGUGAAAGCAAUUCGAGUAGCUUCGGGUUUGGGUGAUAAAAUCGCCCCUCGACACGUUUACGCCAAUCCAACCAUUGCGAGCCUUGCUGCAACGGUCUCCAUACUGAUGGAUGAAGCACAGAGUGCUAAAGAUGAUAUUCCUCUGGAUCGAAUUCGGGAUGAUGAUGCCUCUAAGGUGAAUGAUAUGAUCGCGCAGCACAGGGCGCGGCAAUCUUUCCGCUUGAACGCCUUCGACUACGUUAACCCCAAUCACGGAAUGGGAAUUGUCCUUUACUUCUCUAUUCAUGAGGAGACAUCUUUUGAGCAGGUCUUUGUCAAUCUUCAGGAAGGACUAAAUCGCACAUUCGACAUGAUACCAGCUCUCAGUGGCAAGAUGAUGGACUGCUCCGAGCAAGAACUUGGCUACAGCAAAGGAGAUCUCUGCGUGACAAUUCCGCCACUCUCCAUGGCGGCUUCUGCACGAGACCGCCUGUUGUACAAGGAUCUCUCACAUGUUCUUCCAUCCUUUGAGAAGUUACGGGAAGCGGGUUUCCCGCCGUCUGCGUUCAAGGAUGGCCUCGUUCUGCGAGACGAUCCCUUCCCAAAAUUCCCCGCAGACAUUUUCUCUGGCCAAGUGAACUUCGUUUCUGGUGGCUGCGUGGUUGCAGUUGACUUGAACCACUGCUGUCUCGAUGGUCUCGGAGUCAUGGUCGUCCUCAAGGCCUGGGCAGAAAACUGCAGAUAUCUACAAGGUGAUCACACGGCAACUUGCACCUGGUAUGACCCUGAGAGCUUUAAUCACACAUUACCGGAAAUCAUUCACGAGCAAGAAGGAUGGGCUCGACCGGUCGAAGAGAUUGAUCCUGGCACAUGGGGCUUCUUACCCUUCUUCCCACCUGGUGACAACAAAAGCAUGAAAGAAAUUUCCGUUGACCUCAAGGGCCAUGUGCUACCUCCUGCGCCUGAUUUCAAGUUACAUGAUGUUUGGCCACUUCCCCAGGCUGAACGGUGUCCUAAAACGACUCUGUUCCUGAUUAGGCCCGACAAGCUUGAGAAGAUGAAGCGAGAGGUCAUUUCCGAUCCCGAAACGAAGGGAGUCAUCAAAUCAAUCAGCGACAUUGUGCAAGCCUUCCUGUGGCGAGCUGCUAUCAGAGUACGAUACAGUGUAGCCAAAGAAAUCCGUAAACAGACGUUCAAGCCAGACGAGGUGUCCAUUCUUGAGCUGCCCACGGAUGGCCGUCCAUACUUCUCUUCACUAUUGCCCUCGACAUAUAUGGGCAGUCUACUGAUUCUUAAUCGAUCAACCAUGCCGAUCGAGACACUGUGCUCUAAUCAGACAACUAUUGGCCGCGUCGCUUAUUUGCUCCGUCAGUCCGCCGCACGCAUCACCCCUUCAGUCGUCCACGACGCGUUUUCAAUUCUGCAGUCACUGCCAACCCAUGACCGAUUUUCGACGGCGAAUAUGGGUCUUGAACAUAUGCAUGCUAUGAUUUCCAAUAUGAUGCUAUUUCCAACCAACGAUAUUUGUUUUGGAGAUGCCUUCUUUGCCAAUCGAGGGUUGCCUGAGUCGUUAAGACCACAGCUUGAGCGUGGAAAUGGACGAUUCCGAUUCCUCGUCAUUUUUCCUAUCAGGAAAGACGGGGGCAUUGAGAUUGCUUUGGGUACUCAUCCGGAGGAGUUGGAGAUGUUCCAGGCAGAUGAAGAGUUUACAAAGUAUGCUGAACUUGCAGAUACGUGCUGCUGA